AUGUCAAAAAUUACACAACAAAUUUCAAAUAGUGCUCUUUCUAAUGUUCAUCAAUAUGGUUCAGAAAAAUCCUUCGUCACUGAUAAAUCAAUAAGUAUAACACGAUUAGAUCAAAUGUCUAAAAAUCAUCAACAUCAUCCUUCAUUGUCACAAUUGCAUGAAGAUGCAUGGGAAAGCAAUGGGUCGAAUAAAAAUUCAACAGAUAAAGAAAAAUAUAUCCAUCAACUCCCAGAACAUGCACAGAAUUUAAAAUUAAACGAACCAUUAUCAACAUCAUCAGAAGCAACUCAUCAUGAAAUAAAAAACAUAUGGAUAAAUCAAAAAGGUUCUAUUAAUGAUCAUCAUCAACAGAAAAGAAGAAAAAAUUACAAACGUUCAUGUUUAUAUCGAAAGAAAUAUUUAUGUAUAUGUUUAUCUACGAUUUUUCUUUGUAUAGCUAUCGCUAUAGUACUAGCAAUUGUUUUGACCACCUUAGAAAGAAAAAAUUCACCAUUAAUUACUCCGGCACUUCGAUGGAACACAUCAGGCAUAACAAUUGUUGGUACUGGUGGUGUACCUGGAAAAACCUCUAAUUUAUUAAAUGUACCUUACGGUUUAGGUUUUGAUUCUUCAGAAACACUCUAUAUUGCUGAUCACUACAAUAACCGAAUACAGAAACUUAUAACAAGUACAUCAAAUUGUGUUACAGUAGCUGGACACUUUAAUGGAACUUCAGGAAUUACUUCGGAUCGAUUAAAUCAACCUGUUGGUAUUCUAUUUGAUUCAAGUGAUAAUAUGUAUGUAGCAGAUAGACUCAAUCAUAGAGUUCAACUUUGGGUUAAAGAUGCAACGUAUGGUAUCACAGUUGCAGGUGGAAAUACAAGCAUUUCGUUAGCUCGACCAUCUGGUCUCGCACGUGAUCCAGAUUCCGGUACAAUAUAUAUAAGUGAAAGUAGCAAUCAUCGAGUUACUAGUUAUCCAUCAGGUAUUGUAGUUGCUGCUGGAAAUGGAGCAGGAUACAAUAAAAAUCAAUUAAAUGUACCUUAUGGUUUAACAUAUGAAUCUAUCUCAAAAAGUUUAAUAAUCUCUAACGGUAACGCCAAUAAUAUUGUUCGUUGGACAUUAGGUGCUAAUAGUUGGACACAUGUUGCGGGUAAUAUUACUGGUGGAAGUGGCAAUACAUCAACUCUAUUAAACCUACCUGUAGGUUCGACAAUCGAUCCAAUGGGUAAUAUUUAUGUGGCUGAUGCAACGAAUCAUCGUAUUCAAUUUUUCUUAGCUGGUGAACCGGACGGUAAAACAAUCGCGGGUAUUACGGGUGUAUCUGGUGUCAAUUCUACCUUAUUGAAACUUCCUUAUUGGAUUAUACUAGAUAAACAACUCAAUUUAUAUGUUGCAGAUACAUUCAACCAUCGAGUACAAAAAUUUCUACGCUAUUAA
Molecule: messenger RNA, 1419 nt
Organism: Rotaria sordida
Lineage: Eukaryota; Metazoa; Rotifera; Eurotatoria; Philodinida; Philodinidae
Source: the annotation of a GenBank genome assembly